Gracilinanus agilis (Agile Gracile Mouse Opossum) is the source of this 747-nucleotide messenger RNA. It is a transcript of the gene GOSR2, whose product is annotated as golgi SNAP receptor complex member 2. The coding region runs from base 53 to 691 and encodes 212 amino acids. Gene Ontology annotation, cellular component: ER to Golgi transport vesicle membrane; late endosome membrane; SNARE complex. The transcript has 6 exons. The record is from RefSeq and is a predicted model, not a curated record. NCBI's taxonomy places the organism in Eukaryota, Metazoa, Chordata, Mammalia, Didelphimorphia, Didelphidae. Gene Ontology annotation, molecular function: SNARE binding; SNAP receptor activity. Gene Ontology annotation, biological process: vesicle fusion; intra-Golgi vesicle-mediated transport.
UGAGUCUGUGGUGGACGUGUUCUGGGGAACCGGGAGUCGGCGGGACCGAGCAAUGGAGCCGCUGUAUCAGCAGACCCACAAGCAGGUCCAUGAGAUCCAGUCUCACAUGGGACGCCUGGAGACGUCAGACAAGGAGUCUUUGCACCUAGUAGAAAAUGAAAUCCAAGCAAGGAUAGACCAGAUAUUCAGCAGCCUGGAACGCCUGGAGAUUUUGUCUAGCAAAGAGCCCCCUAAUAAGCGCCAGAACGCCAAACUCCGUGUUGACCAGUUAAAGUAUGAUGUCCAGCACCUGCAGACCGCACUUCGGAACUUCCAGCAUCGGCGAUAUGCCAGGGAGCAGCAGGAGAGGCAGCGAGAAGAGCUUCUGUCAAGAACCUUCACCACUAAUGACUCUGAUACCACCAUACCCAUGGAUGAAUCACUGCAGCUUAAUUCCUCCCUCCAGAAAGUUCACCACGGCAUUGAUGACCUCAUUGGAGGCGGGCACAAUAUUCUGGAGGGACUAAAGGCACAGAGAAUGACCCUGAAGGGCACUCAGAAGAAGAUCUUGGAUAUUGCUAACAUGCUGGGGUUAUCCAACACUGUCAUGCGACUUAUUGAGAAGCGGGCCUUCCAAGACAAGUACUUCAUGAUAGGUGGGAUGCUGCUCACCUGUGUGGUCAUGUUUCUGGUGGUGCAGUAUUUGACAUGAGCAGGCAGAGUUCAGUGACUGGAAAGUGUUUUCCAUCGUGUGUGUGUGUGUGUGUG